Messenger RNA from Diatraea saccharalis (sugarcane borer), 3061 nucleotides. NCBI's taxonomy places the organism in Eukaryota, Metazoa, Arthropoda, Insecta, Lepidoptera, Crambidae. The record is from the annotation of a GenBank genome assembly.
AUCCCUACUUUGUACUGAUUUUAGUGUUUUAUUUUUGGAAUUUGGGAAUUGUGAGUUUUAGUAAGAAAUUUGUGUUUGUACGUAGAUUAAUUUGGAUUGAUUUUAGUGAUAAACGGAACUAUGAUAACAAACAAAAUAUAAGAUGUCUGUUGAAAACUGUUUAGUCAAGGCGAUCUAUUCAUUCAAGGGCAAGAACAAUGACGAACUGUGCUUUAAAAAAGGAGAUAUUAUUACUGUUACUCAGAAAGAAGAAGGUGGAUGGUGGGAAGGCACAUUGGGGGAGACCACAGGAUGGUUUCCAAGUAAUUAUGUGACAGAAUAUAAAGACCCAUCAGGUUCAGUUACUACUUCACCUAUUAGAGCAGCGUCUGAAAUUCAAGCUUUUAGAAAUGUGGUACUUAAAGACAUCAUUGAUUCUGAGAAGGCUCAUGUUGCUGAAAUGCAGGGAUUGGUCAAUAACUUCUUACAACCACUGGAGAAAAGUGAAAUGUUGACGAAAGAUGAGUUCAAGCAGCUUACUGGGAAUAUAAAUGAUGUCCUGCAAAUUCAUGAACAGUUUUUAGCGUUAUUGGAAGAAUGUGCUAUGAAGACAGGUCCUGAUCAAAGAGUUGGCGGUCUUUUCUUGCAAUGGGCGCCUAGAAUUAAAUCUGUUCAUCAGAUAUAUUGUGCUGGUCAUCCCAAAGCAGUGUGUAUACUGGAUAAGUACAAGGAGGAAUUGAACGCCUGGAUGGAGAAUGCCGGUGCUGUAUGUCCUGGUGUUUUAGUGUUGACGGCAGGCUUGUCUAAACCGUUUCGAAGACUUGGAAAAUAUCCAGCGAUGCUCCAAGAGCUUGCUCGGCAUGUACACGAAGCCCAUCCUGAUAGGGGUGACACACAUCGAGCAUCCAUUGUAUAUAAAGAUAUUGCUAGUGGCUGUGCAGCAUUGCGCCGUCAAAAAGAACUGGAACUACAAGUCGUAACUGGUGAAGUUCGCGGCUGGCCUGGUGGCGAACUGGCCGCGUUGGGAGAUGUCUUACAUAUGGGAAGUGUCGCUGUUGGUCCGUCUCACCAAGACCGCUAUCUUGUUUUAUUCCCAUCUGCUCUAUUGUUGUUGUCAGUUAGUAAACGAGUUUCUGCGUUUGUGUAUGAGGGUUGCCUUCCAUUAACGGGUAUUACUGUAUGUAAACUUGAUGAUACGGAUACAAGGAAGAAUGCAUUUGAAAUUAGUGGACCUAUGAUAGACACUAUUGUAGCUGUAUGUCAGACAAGAGCUGAGGCUGACAAUUGGGUCAGUUUAUUGCAAAAACACUCAAACACAAACAGUCCUACUCAUGAACCAGGGCAGCCGCAGUCUUUACCCCAUAUGACCAUGAGCGAAAGCAAUAACUCUGACUUAUCUUCCGGAUUGUCCAACCACAAAAGAUCACACUCAUUCAACAACCAUCAAAGCUAUACACAACAUACGCAGCAAACUCAAAAAAAUAAACAAAACCAGUCCGCACGUUGGCUAUUAAAUUCAUGCGACUCCCUCGACCACUCGCCCGCUAAGACAAACAAGAACUCUAUUGGAAAGAAGUUCUCUUCGGUGGAUUUUAUCGACAUAAAUAAUUUGAACUACAGUAAUAAAGGGUGGAGUGUAACAUGUUUGCGUCCCGCACCGCCUCUGAGACCACAGUCGUUUACGAUAGGCUCAGACGAAAAUAUUGGACCGACCCAUCCUUAUGCGCCGCACCAAAGAAAAUCCAACUCUUACGAAGAAGACGCACUCAUACUCAAAGUCAUAGAAGCAUACUGUACCUCAGCGCGUUGUAGGAACGCCGUAAGUUCCGUACCCAAUAUACCACUGGAGAUAUUCGAGUCCACAAGGAGGAGACAUGCAAAAUCAAGAAACCGUAUAAUCAGUUGGUUUUUGGAAUAAAAGAUCUGUAUUUAUUUAAUAAACCAAAUAUCGCUAGUCAUAUAAAAGUUAGCGCUUCUGAAUAUUAUAAUCGUUGUUAAAGUAUUGUUAUCGUUGGUGUAUUAUUUAACGCACCGAUGUUACUAAAUACUAUAUGUACAUACAUACUCGCAAAUUAUUAUGAUAUGAGCACAUGUCUCUAAAUGCAUGAUAAUGCAGCAUGCUUUCGUAAUGUAACUAUCUCUUUUACUCAUAAUAUUUUCUCGUAGAUCUGAGUAUACUUUUAUCUGUAACUAUAGGGAUGUAUAGUAGCUUUUAGCAAAAUAUAAACUAUCUCAUAUUUAGUUUAGAUAUAAUCAGUACAAAGUAGCUAGUCGUUAUCGUGGUACUGGUCAAACGUGGUGGUAUAUCGUUUUGUUUUUAGAAUUUUUGCAAGUAAAAAAUAUUGCUCGCCCUUUUACUCUCCUUUGAGCUGAAAGUAAUGAGUAUAAUCUUGACAUUUGAUUUUAUUUAUAUGCAGACAUUGCUGUAAUUUAAUAUAAUCGCAUAAUCUGUAUAGUUUUAAUAAUCUAUUUAUUAGUAGGCCUUACGCUAUUAUCAUAAAAUAUUUAAUGUUUCUGCAUUUUGCAAAAUAAUAAGCAUUUUAUAAUUUAUAAUUGGCGACGUUACUAACAGAUUAAUAACAAGCCUCGACUCCGUAAAUUCUUCCAAAGCGCGAAGUGAAUAUAAAAAUCUAACUGAACACUGGCCUGUUUCUUUGAGACGAGGUAGUCUGAACCUUUCUAUUUUGUUACAUGCGGCUGCCUAUUUAUCGCACCUGCAGUGGAUUGCGGCCACUUGUCUGUCGAAUGCGACGACGAAAUUCCUUCGAUAGAAGCGUUAGUCCGAUCACCUUCUUUACCAAUCCACAACACGAAUAUCCCACCUACCAUCUGGACAGUCGUGAUGCGAUUACAAAACGAAGUGAAGACGCUCAAGUUGGAUGUGAAAAAUUUACAACUACAAUUAAACGAGGAACGCCAGGAACGUACUCUUGCCAUAGCCGCUUUGCAAUCCAAAAAUAUAUUGAAAGAUGCUAAAGAAAGCAAAUGUUAAUAACGUCUAUAAUACUAACGUUAUAUUUGUUAAUCAUUCUACAAGUAUUAUUAACUUACUGAAUAAAUAUACCAGUUUAUAUAAGAAAUC